Messenger RNA from Rotaria sp. Silwood2, 1800 nucleotides. NCBI's taxonomy places the organism in Eukaryota, Metazoa, Rotifera, Eurotatoria, Philodinida, Philodinidae. The record is from the annotation of a GenBank genome assembly.
AUGUAUAGAAAUCGAUUUUUUGCCGACGAAAAUUCUUUGUCAAGUGGCGAAAGUAGCGAUGAUGAACAACAACAUACAAACAGUCCAAUAAAAAAACUUGAUAUAAAAUUAUAUAUUGAUAGCAGUGAUGAUGAAUUAAAUGUUAAACGUAUUUGUUGGAAUGAUAAACAAUGGUGUAGUACAUUCAAUAAACAAAAUUCCAAUAAUUUGAAUAUACUUCGUCAAAAAUUUCGUCGAUGUUUAAAACAAGAUUUUUUCGAAAAACAAAUAAAUGUUUAUCGUGAAAACCCAGACUAUGAUGAAGAUUCAACAACUGAUGAGGAUGAGAAUAUUGGUGAAAAUGUACUUUCGAUAAAAGAUAAACAAGAAAAUAAUAAUGAUGAUUUUUCUAAUCAAAGUGAUGAUGAAAUAAUCGAUGAUAGUUCAGCAUCAUCAUCUCAAAUUUAUGUCAAAUUUUUGAAAAAUCGAACAACAACUCAGAAUAAAGUUUCAAGAGGUAACAGAAAAAAACCAAAAAUUAAUAUUGAACAAGUGGUUAUAAUUGAUAAAAAUGAAGAAACUAAUGAAAAAUUAAUUGUUAAAAAAUUAAAUGAAAUUGUUUCUAUACGUGGUAAACGUGGAAUAAAUUAUCAAAAUCAAUUUGAUUGUUUAAAUACUUUUCGAGAACAUGUUAAAAAAUGUAAUUUAAAUAUUGAAAUUUAUAUGAAAAUUUUAUUAAUACAAAUUACAAUUAGUUUGGAUUAUCAUCAUAAAUGUUUAAAUUCUGGUUUAUGGAGAUGUAUACUUGAUGAUAUCGAAGAAUUAGUAAGAUUAUUAGCUGAAAAUCAAAAUCUAAAGGACGAAUCAAUGUUUAAUAUUCAUGAUGAAAUCAUGAACAUCAUUCUCAAAAUAGAUGCAGAAUUUAUUCGAAUUUUACAACAUAUUGAUGUUCAUAGUCAAGAUUAUCUUCAUAGAUUAAAAGAUGAACAGCGUAUUUGUUCAAUAGUUAAUCAAUUUAAAACUUAUUUAGAGUCAAAAUCACAAGAUUUAUGUACAAUUUAUAUGUGUAUGAUUGAACAUAUUUAUUAUAAAUAUGAUAGAACACCUGGUCAACCAUCAAUUGCAUUAAUGGAUCAACUUUGUAAAUAUAUUCGUGCUAAUGAUACAUCAAAUCGUAUACGUGUUCGAGCAAGUCUUUGUCAUAUUUAUCAUUUAGCAUUACAUGAUUAUUAUGAUAAAGCAUGCGAUUUAAUGAAAAUGUGUCGUAUUCAAGAUACAAUUAAUUCAUCAGAUAUUUCAAUACAGAUUUUAUAUAACCGAACAUUGGUUCAAUUAGGUUUAUGUGCUUUUCGUUUUGGUGCAAUUGAUGAAGUACAUCAAACAUUAGUUAAUAUGCGAUCAGGAAAUCAAAUAAAAGAAUUAUUAGGACAAAAUAUUCAUCUAAUGCAUAGACAAGAAAUAAAUAAUGAACAAUACUUAUUACCAUUUCAUAUGCAUAUUAAUAUAGAAUUAAUUGAAUGUAUUUAUUUAAUAUCAGCAAUGCUUAUGGAAAUGCCAUGUAUGACUUCGAAAUUUUCAUCAAAUCGAAGACGUUUAAUCAGUAAACAUUUUUAUAUAGUAAUGCGUCAAGCAGAAAAACAAUCUAUAUCAGGACCACCAGAAACAAUGCUUAAACAUAUUGUUGUUGCUAGUCAUGCAUUAAGUUUAGAUGAUUGGAAAGAAAUCGUCCAUCAAGAACAUUCAAUCAAAAACAUGUCCAUGUCGAUUGCUUCUUUUCUCAGUGUACAGCUGCUCGUUUCUCGUGUUACGUAUUCAGUAUAA